This is a messenger RNA of Cavenderia fasciculata, 381 nucleotides long. It is a transcript of the gene spc3, whose product is annotated as microsomal signal peptidase subunit. Lineage: Eukaryota; Evosea; Eumycetozoa; Acytosteliales; Cavenderiaceae. Gene Ontology annotation, cellular component: membrane; signal peptidase complex. Gene Ontology annotation, biological process: protein targeting to ER. The record is from RefSeq and is a predicted model, not a curated record. The transcript has 4 exons. Bases 1 to 381 code for a protein of 126 amino acids.
AUGAAAUCUAAUCGUGUACAAUUAAUUGAAAGAUGGGGAUUAGACUAUUCAAUCGUUACGACAGACUUGACAACAGAUCUCACUCCUUUAUUUAAUUGGAAUACAAAGCAAUUGUUCUUGUAUAUAACAGCAGAAUAUGUAACUCCAACCAAUGUUGUAAAUCAAGUUGUUAUUUGGGACAAGAUUGUCACUGAUAAAGAUAUGGCAGUUAUUAAUGAAAAGAAUAUUGCCAAAUAUUAUCUAGGUGGUGAUCAACGUGUAAACUAUAAAAACCUUGCUUUAAAUAUUACUUUUAAUUAUAAUGUAAUUCCAAUUAGUGGAUGGAUAACAACACAUCAACAAGGAUCUUAUUCAAUCAAAAUACCUCCUACCUAUAAUUAA